AUGUUGUCGGAGGUGCUGUGGAAAAUAGUCAUCUUUGGACCGUUUUUGGGUGCCAAAGUAGGUGUCGAGACGUUUGACGAGGUGCUGCAUCUUGUCAAGACACGAGAUCAGCACGCUGGCGGUCGGCGUGAUGUAGCUUUCGUGUUUGAGCUGCCCGAGCUCCACCAUGAGUCGCUCGUACACGACUCCGGCAAUGUCGUCGUUGGCGCAAGCCUCGGGGAACGACUGCAGGUCGGAGUCUGUGCGGCCCAGGAGAUGGUCAGUGGAGUAGAUCGACGGCAGCGGCGUGGAGUAGUCCUCGAUGAACCGUUUUGGGUAGUUCGACAGCGAGUCGAUGAUCAACAGACUGUGGAACAGUCGUUUGCAGAUUUCCGUCUGGUAGUCUACGGUCGAGUCGCCGGUUUCCUUGAUGCUAUCCAGACCCAGCGUCUUGGUAGCCUCGAUGGAGACCCGUAG
This is a messenger RNA of Ogataea philodendri, 456 nucleotides long. RefSeq lists its product as uncharacterized. Lineage: Eukaryota; Fungi; Ascomycota; Pichiomycetes; Pichiales; Pichiaceae. The record is from RefSeq and is a predicted model, not a curated record. The transcript has 2 exons. Bases 1 to 456 code for a protein of 151 amino acids.